Messenger RNA from Daktulosphaira vitifoliae (grape phylloxera), 6029 nucleotides. Its product is annotated as integrator complex subunit 15. The record is from RefSeq and is a predicted model, not a curated record. The coding region runs from base 163 to 1329 and encodes 388 amino acids. NCBI's taxonomy places the organism in Eukaryota, Metazoa, Arthropoda, Insecta, Hemiptera, Phylloxeridae. The transcript is spliced from 8 exons.
UCACACUCGUUGAUAAGGCUUCAUGUACAUUACCAUUAUGUCUUAGUUCGUAAUUAAAGGUAAACUAUUAUAUUUUAAAUGAUUAAUUUCGUUCCCUUUUUAAUUACAAAUUUUAAACAGUACUUUUGAAUUCAGUCCUAAAUUUAUUAAGAAUUUAACAGUAUGGAUUAUAAUGAUGUAAAAAUUAAUUUAAGGAAAUACGCUUUUCCUCUUUCUACAGAAAAUGCAUUAAACCAAAUACAAACAGUAAUUAAUGGCGAAACCACUCGUAAACAGCAUUUAAAUGAAGAUCUUGCAAUGGAUUUAAUAUCUGAAUUUAUAUUUUGCGAAACAAAUGAAGAAGGGAAACCUACAAAACCAAUGUCAAGAAUCAGACACUUAGAACUAUUGGUAAUGUUGUGUGAAUAUUUUAAUAAAACAAAGAUUAAACAUGAAAUUGAUAACUGUUGUGGAGACACCUCUCUUAAUGCUAUUUUCAUGACACUCUUCCCUCAGUUUGGUGCACCUCCUCAACGAACCAAUAUGUUAGUGAGUUUAGUGUCAUUAGCAAUUACAACAUAUAGUAAUCUUAUACUGCAAUCUGCUGGUAUCCAAAUGCAGCAGCUUGGCUGCUCAUCAAAGUACAGUUUACAAUUAGCUGAUGGACUUGUUAAGAAAUGCUUUAUGUUUACAAGCACUAAAGACAUAGCAUUAAAAACAUUACCACAGAAUGCUCCACUGUUUACUGCUAACUUGAUGACAUCAUUAGCAGAAUUAUAUUUUGUGACAAAACCCCAUGAUGUUGUUAUUAAAGAACCCCCAAGGAUUGUUUUAGAAACAAUUGUUCAUUGGAUUAAUUCAGACCCUUGUUUAUGUUUUACUGCACAUUAUACAGAUUUACAAAGAGCAUUACCUUGUGGAGCUAUUCCUAUGGCCGCUACACUUCCUAUACAUGGUUUAUUUAGAUGGUGUUUCCUUGCUCCUUUGUUUGUAAAAAAUAGUGACGAUUUAGAAUUAUAUUCUGAACUUCACUGUGCUCUAAUAGAAAGUGUAAUGCAAGGUUGGAAAGUAUAUUCAGAACAGAAUCAAAGAGUUAGUAGACCUUAUACCAUGAGUACCCAUACUUCAGUGCCUCCAUUACUUAAAGAAUUCAUUGAAGAUGCUCUUAAAUCAGAUAGUCAACAAUUAAGAAAUAAAGUUGAUAUUGUGAUUGAAAGGUUAGCUCAAAGUAUCCAUGCUGCUAUUAUAUCUGACACAAUAUUUGGAAAUAAAAUGGACUUAGUAAAACAAUUAGAAGUAUUACCUCAAAAUGAUAUAUUGCAAGCUUUAUUGAAACGUAUUCAAGUUUAAUUUUAUUAAUUGCUGAUUUUCAUAAUAAAUAUUAUUAUUGCAAAUUCAAGUCCCAUUCAAUUUGUUCAUUGAAUGUUUGUUUCAUUGAUUGUUUCCUUAAACAUUUAAAUAUUGCUGCUCGAAUUUGCUGAUAGAUUAAAAUUAUAAUUUACUGAAUUAUUCUGAAUAUUUUAAGAAGAAUUCCGGAAUCAGUGACAUAAUUUCAUUCAGAAUCUGCUAUAAUAUUUGUUGCAAAAAAUUUUGUUUAUUUCUGAAAGUGAAUAUUUAUUUAUUGAGUUUUAUUUAUUAUAUUUAUGGGACAUUUGCACUAAACGGUGCUAUAAAUAUCAAUUUUCUAAGUGGAUUGUAGAUACUAAAACAGCAUCAUAUUUGCCUGACGAAUUAUAACAAAAGAAUUGCUUGGUUGUUUGCAAUCGUUGCUAGACACAUUUGACCUUAAAGAAAAAUGUUGCACCAUCUAAGUCUUAUUGGAAUAAAUUGGAUCCAGAAGUGAUUUCGGAGUAUCACAAGACGAGUAGAGGUUGAUUUCACUUAUUAUACCAUUUGUUAAAAUUAUAAAACUUAGCAGUGUAUUUGGGCAAUAUAGUUUUCGAGGUCAAGCAGUAAUAUUCGCUCAGGAUUUUCUCGAAGUUACUGAAAAUCAUUCGAAGAUGUUACCAAGAUCCACAAGUAAUGCUGGAAUAGUUAUCAUUACUGAGUGUUUUGAAAAUAUUAACGUUACUCCACAGUUUUCAGUAUCUAAACAAAAAGUAUAUGACGCACUCCAUUGGUUAGUAGCUAACAAUCCACUUUAUAAAGACGUCACUAUCGAUCAAAACGUCGUAAUGAGUGAUGAGGAUAUCAUAAGAGUAGAAAAAGCACCAUUAGAAGUUGCUGAGGAGAUUAGUGAAGAACCUACCUAGAGAAUUAGUGCUUACAUGAGCAUCAGCGAUUUUGCGAGAAUUGUACGUACUUCAUGGCAUCCAGGAAACGAUGCCAUACUCACAUCAGGAUAUGCAGGCUUACAAUGCUGUGCGAUGGCAUUGUCCAACAUCCUAAAAGCUAGUAUUCUUGCACUACAACACUGGUCGACAAACACUCAAUCUGAAUAUGAUAAUAGGUGACCAAAUCUACAGCGAAAUAAGAUUUCAAACGGAGAGAAGUCAAUCGGCAUAUCCUAUUAAAGAUGAUAGAUGCCUACUGGUGUGAAAUUUUAAUGUGGUCAAAAUUGAUUUGAUCGCAUUUGGAAAAGAUUUAAGAUCACUUUUGUUGAUGAAUCAAGCGUAUAUGGAAGCUUGAAUGAUAAGUAUAAUGUAGCAAACUUUGGACGCACCCAUCGUCAAGGUUUGGAAGAUCUGUUCGUGGUAUAUAGCGCCGGCAUAUUGAUAACAGAUGAACAAUCAUUCGGAGUGAUGCACUAAAAUGGAAAAUAUUACUUCAGCAAUUCACACUCUUGUGGUCAAAAGGGAUCCAGAGCGAACGACAGCUACGGAAAAGCUUGCAUCAUCGAAUAUGAUAAUUCAGGAGAGUUUGCGAGGAUCUGUAAACGUGCUACAGGCAGCAUAACGACAAUAUCGUUAAUGUAGGACAUGAACUGAAAGCAGUAGAAUUUGCCUGGUACUUCUUAUUUUCUUAUGGAAAAUACGGUAUUAAAGAGCAAAGACCCGUAAAUAUUACAGCAUUAGACUACUUUCAGUGUAGAAUUUUGGGAAGUGAUACAAGAUUUCAACGCAACGACUAUCUUUUUUAUGCCUUAUCCUUUGAAUAUCAUCGUAUCAAAAGCACUAUAUCAGCAUGUGGUAAGAAAAUCGUUAAUCAAGAAGGUGCAGUCGAAGAAGUCCAUCUGUAUGUGAAAAAUUUGAGAGGUUCUAUAGCAUAUUGGAGAUCAGCCUUAAACGAGCUAUUAGCUCAAAUCAGAUGUUUAGGAGCUCCAACCUACUUUGUAACAUUUAGCUCAAAUUAUCUCAACUAGUUAGAUCAAUGAAAAGCUUUGUUAAUAGUUGAUCCUAAUACGCUCAAAAUUUAUGAGACUUAAAGGCAAUCGAAAAGUACCUAGUAAUUUAGAGUCGACAUUUCAUGGUUAGAAAUGUAACGAAACACGAAUUGCGUCCCAUUCUUCAGAUGAUUUUCUUCGUAACGGAGGUAGAAUUUGUUUACUUAAGCGUCGAAUUGAAAAAACGUGGGUAAAUAAUUACCACCCAGAGUUAAGAUUAUGGUCGGGCAACAUGUAUAUUUAGCCGUGCGGAUCAAACGAUGCGAUAGCGUACUAUAUAGCAAAGUGUCUAUCGAAAACAGAACCCGAAGGUGUAGAUUCUGGAAUUGUGCAAGCAAUACAGCAAAUUCAGCGUGAAGAGACAGAUAUUUCAUGCAAACUGUUCAGGAUAUGUAUGAAGAUUCUUCAUGAACGACAAAUAUCGAGUGCAGAAUGUGCGUAUCGAAUUUGUCAUAUCCCAUUACGAGAACACUCGCGAAGCUGCAUUUAUCUAAACAUAAGAACAGCGUUAAAGAGUAUUGCAAUUCGACAAAAGUGGACACGCAACUAGCUAUUGUAGCAAUAUCUUUGAAAGAUAUAAAAACGUCCGUUACAACAUCCUGACAAUGAUUUUGCGAACAUGAGCCUUACAGCGUUUGCAAUGUUGUUUGAACCAUUUUAUACAAAAAAGGUAAGCGAGACCUAAGAAAGUAUUGAUCAUGAUAAUUAUGAAGAACAUCCAAACACAUGUCGCCAACUCUUCUUGGAUAAGAGCAAAAUGGCUGUGAGGAAUGUUCCCGCAGUUGUGAGGGUACCAUACUUUAUAGCAAUAUCAGAUCCAGAAAACAUUUUCUACAGCUUAGUCAUUCAAUAUAUGCCUUACCGUUUGGAAACUGAACCAUUUGAAAGUUUUAAAAAUGCAAAAGAGGCCUUCUUAGAUCGGGAGGAUCGUUUGAAAGAAAUGAGUGUAUAUAUAUGUGUCAAUUUCGAGAGAAUGACCAACAGUUUGAAAACGAAUUCAAUCAAAUACAUGCAUUUGAAAUUUUAGAGCAGCCAGAGAAUAUCAAUCCUGAACUUGGGGAAGAAGAAUUACCAGAGACAGAAAUAAGCAAUCAUCAAUUUCAGGGAGCACAACAGGCUAUGAAUAUUGAUCAAAGACAAUUGGUCAUCUUCAUUACAGAAAGUAUCAAAAAUCAACUUAACGAUGAUAUUAAACGAGAAAAAAUUGUUGUAACUGGUGUAGCAGGUACCGGAAAAACUUUCCUCUUCAAUAUUUUGAAUAACCAAGUUAACCAAUUUUAUGGAAAAUCGGUUGUGAAAAUUGGUGCUCUCACUGGAUUUGUAGCACAAUUGGUUGGUGGCUCUACACUACACCAUCUGCUAAAACUACCAGUACAAAAAUAUGGAGUUAUCGUUAGCAUGCCAUUUCUAACUGGUAUUUAUUUGAGAGGUAUGCAACAAUUAUGGCAAAACGUUGAGUUUCUGUUUAUAGAUGAAAUUUCUAUGGUACCUUAUGAGAUGCUUUGCAUGAUCGACACUCGUUUGCGUCAAUUGAAAAGUCCUUUGUUUUGGAGGCAUAAAUGUUUUACUCUUUGGUGAUCUAAUGCAGUUACCACCUAUCCGAGGACAUCAAGUAUUUCAACAACCAGAACACAUGAAACCCGCUACACAUUUGUGGUGGUAAUUCCGCCUGGUUGAACUCAAACCAAACAUGCGCCAACAAGUAGACACGACAUACAUAGAUGUGCUUAACGCCUUAGAAUUGGAGAAUUAACAUCUAAGAAGUUCUUCUUGGUAAGAAUUCUGAAAUCUGAAGAAUUUUCGAUUGAGAGAGCUUUGAGGAUUUAUCCGACAAAUGACCAACUUACUAGACAUAACGAAAAAGUUCUCCAAAAUUUUGAGAAUAAACGGACUGCUAUUUAUUUAAUUAAAGCACAAGACCAACUUAUUGAUGCUACACGAAAUUUAGAAAUGAACGUGGAAACUCCGAUAAAGUUACUUUGUCUUCAAGAACCUUCAGCUGUACAGCAAUUCUUCUAAAUGAAUAAUAUGGCCGCUGAAUGUAUGAGAAAACAACGUUAUGUUUAUGUUGCACUGACACCGCCAGUCGAAAUGCUUGACUCAAGCAGUUAUAAUAUUUCGUUCAGUGACAGAAAAUUUUUGGGAUUGAAUCCAAAGGAGGACUUCAAUAUUAUGGUAAAUAUUAUUACUCCUUCACGAUAUAUUACCAUGUCAAUACAAUUUUUAAAUAUUGUUUACGGCAUGAUGGAUGAAAUAAAUCUAUUUUUACAAUCAACUUCUAUGAGGAACGAAAACAAUAUUUUUAACUAAAAUGAUUGUUUCAAACUAUUUAAAGUAUUAUAUCGUGAUACAGUACAUUUAGUAUUAGAAUCAGUAACGCUCGAUGGAUGUCGUGUAUUAUUAAAUAAUGAAAACAUUCAGGUGCUUAAGCAAUUGGAGUAUACUAUUAACAAUGGUAUAACAAGAAAAUUAAAAACGCGUAUGCAAGGAAUAGAUCUAAUAGGUCGUAUUGUACAAUACGCCGAUAGUAAAUGGACAGGUCUUAGAACUCAACAAUCACCCAAUGGUGAAAUGUAUAAUUUAAUAAGAAGUAUAAACGAUUUAACACUCAACGAAAUUAUCCCAAAAGGUGAUAAUAGCUACCUAAGCAAGUUGAAGAAUGUAGCAUACGAUGAAAUAGUCGAUCGAUGGGUCAAGUCGUGUUCCGAGGGCACGUUUCAAAUCAAUG